AUGGACCAUACACCCGAAAGGCCGGUUCGGUCAGAGACCGUCACAUUUGCAGUUGCACCGAACGAGAACAGGAGUCCCCGUCGAAGUAGUCGUAUCAAGAAAAAUCCCUCCAUCACGCCAAACCGUUUUACCCGAUUUUUCACCCCAAGACUCCAGAAUGCAAAGCGGGCUGUUCGAACCUCGCGGAAAGCCUUGCGAGAGCUUUCUACCGUUAAUCUUAACAGUCGGUUAGGAAGUAACCGGUCCUUGGGAAUCCCUGUGGCCGAACACGAGCAACCUCCCUCCAAGAAGCGAAAGCUCUCGUUCACGUCAAUAUCAUCAAUCCCGUCCUCGCCAAUCAAGAUCAACUGUGGGUUUCCCAGCAGCCUGGGCGUAGAUGGGGCCGUGAUAGAUGCCACGGGGGACGAGGAUGAUGCUCUCUACCUGGGGACGGACGACGACGAUGAAGAGGAAUUGCCGCCAUUGCUGCGAUAUCCUCCGAGGGUAACUCGAUAUCAAUCCAUAAGCACCUCCACAGGGUUACUGUCACGACAACUAGGGAGAAGAAAAGACAUCCGUUUUGGUAACGAGAGCAGUCUCUGGCAGCAUGAGGCCGCAAAAUUCUACAGUCUACCGGGAGACCUCUUUACCAGUCCCUCGUUCGAUGUCCAACCUCGAGCACUGCCAUUCUGCGUUGCCAGUUUCAACCAUCAACAAUCUGUUGCCAUUGGAAAUGAAGAUGGUCUAGUCGAAAUAUACCGAGCCUGGGAACGGUCUCCCGAAAAUUCCGGAGACUUGCAGCUUCAGUCCUGCAUGUACCCUCACGACAAUGCUAUAAUGGACAUGGAAUUUUCGCAAGAUGAUCGACUUCUUGCAACAGCGUCGGGAGACCAGACCUGUCGAAUAAUCGAUGUGAACGCACAAACCUCUACUCACACACUGAUCGGCCAUAUGGGAUCCAUAAAACGCGUGCAAUGGCAGCCAGGCUCUGGGAGCCAAGUCCUUGCAACCUGCUCCCGAGACGGCAGUGUCUGUCUGUGGGAUCUUCGGUGUGCCCAACCUGCAGAAACACUAGAUAUCAUCCCUCUACAACGCGCGCCUGACUUUCUUACCAACAGCCAACGGGUCAACAGUAAAGUCGAGAUACGCGAUGCACACACUUCUUGGGACAAGCUCAAACUUGUGAGUGGCAAGCGCCAAGUUGCUGGACUGUCCUCCAGGGUUGACUUUGCGGUCACCACCUGUGCAUUCAUCAGCGACACUCGUCCACAUUUGCUUGCGACGGCUUCGGAGCACAACGCCAUUAUAAAGCUAUGGGACAUGCGCGCAUCAUAUAAACAACGGUCUGGCAGACCUACGCCAGUAUCCGCGACUCUUGAGCCUGAGAGCCAUGAGACACUUCGGCCGUUUGGUGUGACUUCCAUGACGAUGAACACUGACGGCUCCAGGCUGUAUACUCUCUGUCGGGACAAUACCAUCUAUGCUUAUUCAACUGCUCAUCUCGUACUUGGUGGAUGCCCGGAGAUGUCACUGACAUCGAGGCCCUCACAGCGAGCUGCUCGCACCUCAGGACAAGGACUAGGUCCUUUGUACGGCUUUCGCGAUCCCUCCCUGCGCUUGGGCUCUUUCUACGACAAACUCGCCCUCCGUCGUAAGACAAACGAGAAUACCGAGCUCUUGGCAGCCGGUUCAGGCGAGGACUGUGCGGUGAUUUUCCCCACUGACGAACGUUACCUGACCAAAUCUGCACGUCGUUGCCCCCCAGCUCCCGCUCACCACAACACCUUGUCGCGCUUUACACGACCUCGCCUGCCUCAACGAACCUCAUCCGUCAAUGUGCUUUCCAAUUCCUUAUUGGCGUCAGCUUCCUUGCACGACGUCAGCACCGAAGGCCAAUGCCCCAUAUACUACACGGGCACGCCGCUCAUCAACGGCCAUAGAAAGGAAGUCACUGCGGUCGCCUGGGUACAUCAGAAUGGGCAGUUGGUUACCGUGGCGGACGACUACUCGGCGAGAUGCUGGUACGAGGAUGAUCCGGAGAAGGCGAGGGCGUUGAGGAAGAACACGGAACGAGACGGAAAGAGGAGUCAGAGCGGAUGGGCGACUGUUCGCGAAGGGUAUGAUGAUGAUGACGACGACGACGAGUGA
Messenger RNA from Fonsecaea monophora, 2127 nucleotides. RefSeq lists its product as hypothetical. The coding region runs from base 1 to 2127 and encodes 708 amino acids. NCBI's taxonomy places the organism in Eukaryota, Fungi, Ascomycota, Eurotiomycetes, Chaetothyriales, Herpotrichiellaceae. Gene Ontology annotation, biological process: proteasome-mediated ubiquitin-dependent protein catabolic process. The record is from RefSeq and is a predicted model, not a curated record. The transcript has a single exon. Gene Ontology annotation, molecular function: protein binding; protein-macromolecule adaptor activity. Gene Ontology annotation, cellular component: nucleus.